AUGGUUAACAAUGAAUAUUUUAAACGUGAAGACCCAAACACUGCUGGAGAUGAUGAAGAAUACAGACAAGUUAUUGAAAAAAAUAACGCAAGAUUAGAUGCAAUAGAAAAGAAGUUUAAUGAAUGUCUUACAAACACGUAUGAAUAUCUUAUGCAGUGGGAAGCCAGAUGGAAAUAA
Messenger RNA from Trichomonas vaginalis G3, 177 nucleotides. RefSeq lists its product as uncharacterized. The transcript has a single exon. Lineage: Eukaryota; Parabasalia; Trichomonadida; Trichomonadidae. The record is from RefSeq and is a predicted model, not a curated record. The coding region runs from base 1 to 177 and encodes 58 amino acids.